This is a messenger RNA of Ictalurus punctatus (channel catfish), 2607 nucleotides long. RefSeq names its product E3 ubiquitin/ISG15 ligase TRIM25. The coding region runs from base 98 to 1783 and encodes 561 amino acids. Gene Ontology annotation, molecular function: protein binding; zinc ion binding. The transcript is spliced from 6 exons. Lineage: Eukaryota; Metazoa; Chordata; Actinopteri; Siluriformes; Ictaluridae. The record is from RefSeq and is a predicted model, not a curated record.
CACACACACACACACAGAGAACCAGGAAGUAACUCCUCAUUUCAGAGAAAACAAAAUUCAUCUCUCUUUCUCCCUCUCAGCGUGUGAGUUCAGGAAAAUGGCAGAGGCCAGUAUUUCAGUAGAUCACUUUUCAGUAGAUCAGUUCAGCUGUCCAGUGUGUCUGGAUCUCCUGAAGGAUCCGGUGGCUAUCCCCUGUGGUCACACUUACUGUAAAGUGUGUAUUAAUGGCUACUGGGAUCAGGGGGAUCAGAAGGGAGUCUACAGCUGUCCUCAGUGCAGAGACACUUUCACUCCGAGGCCUGUUCUACGCAGAAACAACAUGCUGGCUGAAGUGGUGGAGAAACUGAAGAAGACUGAAGUCCAAGCUGCUUCUCCUGCUCACUGCUACGCUGGACCUGGAGAUGUGGAGUGUGAUUUCUGCACCGGGAGGAAAUACAAAGCCGUCAAGUCCUGUCUGAUGUGUCUGGCUUCUUUUUGUGAAACUCAUCUGAAACCUCAUCUAGAAGUUUCUGCUUUGAAAAAGCACACAUUAAUCAAAGCCUCCUCAAAGCUCCAAGAGAAGAUCUGCUCUCAACAUGACAAACUGAUCGAGAUCUACUGUCGCACUGACCAAAGGUGUAUUUGUUCUUUGUGCAUGUUGGAGAAUCACAAAGGACAUGACGCUGUAUCACUUUCAGCAGCGAGAACUGAGAAACAGAGUGAGUUAAAGGAGCAGCAGAUGAAAUCCCAGCAGAGAAUCCAAGAGAAGCAGAAGAAGGUGCAGGAGCUGAAACAGACUGUGAACACAAUUAAGUCCCGUGCUCAGACAGCAGUGGAGGACAGUGAGAUUAUCUUUACUGAGAUGAUCAGCUCCAUGGAGAAAAAGCGCUCGGAGGUGACGGAGCUGAUCAGAGCUCAGGAGAAGGCUGAACUGAGUCGAGCUGAACGACUCCUGGAGCAACUGGAGCAGGAGAUCACUGAUCUUCAGAGGAGAGUCACUGAGCUGGAGCAGCUUUCACACACACACGAUCACAUCCACUUCCUCCAGGAUUUAGCUUCUGGAUGUCGGUCUCCUCCAUUAGACAUACCAGAGUUUCACACAUCCAGCAUCACUGUCCAUCAAAAUCUCUCAUUUGAUGGAGUGAGGAAUUCUCUCUCAGAUCUGAAGAAGAGACUCGAGGAAUUCUGUGAGGAGGAAUUCAACAAAAUCCCACCACAUGCUGCAGCUGUUCAGAUCAUUUCACCAUCAGAGCCACAGAGCAGAGAAGACUUUCUGAAAUAUUUUUGUUAUCUGACUCUUGAUCCCAACACGGCACAUCGUAACCUCAUUCUCUCUGAGAUGAACAGAACUGUGACAAACAGUGGGAGAGAGCUGCAGUACUCUGAUCAUCCAGAGAGAUUUGACUCCUUGUGUCAGGUGUUGUGUAAGGAGAGUGUGUGUGGACGCUGUUACUGGGAGGUGGAGUGGAGCGGUGCUGAUGUGUCCAUCUCGGUGUCGUAUAAAAACAUCAGGAGGAAAGAACGGGGUAAAGAGUGUGGGUUAGGACGCAACAAUCAGUCCUGGAGUCUGCGGUGCUCUUCUUCUCUCUAUUUCUAUCACAACAACAUUAAAACUGAGCUCAGAGUUCCAUCAUCCUCCAGAAUAGGAGUGUAUGUGGAUCACAGUGCAGGAAGUCUGUCCUUCUACAGCAUCUCUGACAUGAGACUCCUCCACAGAGUCCACACCACAUUCACUCAGCCUCUAUACGCUGGGUUUAGGCUCUACUGGUUUGGUUCUACUGUGAGAUUGUGUGAUCCAAAAUAAAGUGUGUAGUGUUUUAUGUAAAAUUCCUGCACGUUGCCACAUUGUUUUUGUGCAGCUGGAUUGUGUGCUAGUAAGACAGAUGACUGAGCAACAGUCAUUUUAAUGUAUUAAUUAAAACUGAUUUUACAAUAGUUAAAAAUAAAUGUUAAAAAUUAACUGUCAGACAAGAAACCUUAGCAUAAUGAAGUUCUAUCUGUUUGUUUCAUAUUAAGCAACGUCUCAUUAAAUAACUAAUAAACAGUAAUAAAGACAGUACAGAACAACAUUUUAAACCUGUUAAGGUCACACUAUAUAAAAAUAAAAUAUAAUAUUUUGAAGGAAUUUUAUUUUUCUGCUUGUAUUCGAAGAUGUAAAAUACACAUUAAACUCUUUAAAAUCUGAAGUUGUUUCUAAACCCUGAAAUUUCAUUAAAACAUUUAACAUAUUUAAAAUCCAUUAGAACAUACAGUACAUGAUUGGUUAAGGCUGCCUAUGUUGUGUUCAUCCCAUAUUCAGCCUGGAUUAUGAUUGGCCGGCAGAUAGAACCUCAUAAAUCCAAGUUUAUCUGUGGGUUUGGAAUUUGUCUUAAAAUAUUACAAUUAAAGCUCAAAUAAUUUUUGGCUUAAUUUUUUUAAGCCAAAUCAAUUUCAACAUAUAUUUUCAAAUUAUUUCAACUACAGUGUCUUCAGUGUGGUGUUUUAUCUUUUACUGUUCUAAUAUAUUGUGUGUGUGUGUAUAAUGAUGAUAAAUAUGUCUCUGUUAACUGUAUCUGUCUGUGGUCUGACUCCUGAUUUGGAAUUUUGAAUAUGAUUGUUCAUUUUCAAUAAAAUAAAGCAAUAAAUCCA